Molecule: messenger RNA, 4209 nt
Organism: Harmonia axyridis
Lineage: Eukaryota; Metazoa; Arthropoda; Insecta; Coleoptera; Coccinellidae
Exons: 1
Coding region: 1-4209 (1402 amino acids)
Biological process (GO): DNA integration
Molecular function (GO): nucleic acid binding
Source: RefSeq, a predicted model, not a curated record
AUGUCUGUCAGAAGAAGUGGUAGGAAGAAUUUGGGAGUACCUCCAGUAAGAUAUGGGGAUGAUAGCCAACCCAAAGCAAUAUCCGAACCACAAAUUAUUCAUCGACGUGAACCCGAAGAAAUUCCAAAAGAUCAAGAGGUUUUGAGUGAGAGAAAAUCAUUAUCAUCGAAAGCCUUAUCGAAGAUGACGAGAACCAGCACAAUCCGAAGACGAGAACUAGAAAUAGAACUUGAAGCCCAUCGCCGGAUCGUGCAAUUGGAAAAGUCACUCAUUCUGAAAGAAACUGAACUGAAAAAAGCAGAGUUGAAAGAACGACAAGACUUAGGACAUUCUGAAUCGUCAGAAAAAAGAAGUGAAUGUGGAGAUCAAGAAACCGAAAUAUGUUACGCCUCCAAAUGCAGAACAUAUACUGCAAGUAUAUGUCGCAGUAACUUCAAGCAGUUGGAUUCAGACAGAAGAUGGGAAUGGGUAAAGAAAAAUAAAAUUUGUUUCUGUUGUUUGCGUAACAAUCAUCAGAUUAGGUUUUGUAGAAAGAAAAAAGUGUGCAACAAAGAUGGUUGUGAUGAAUUCCAUCACAGCUUACUCCAUCCAAAUCCUCCGAGAGAAUAUAUUGCCACAGCACCAAUUUCUGAGACUGAAAAUGUGAGUUAUCAUACAAAAGACACAGAAAAGAAAGUUUUAUUGCGCAUAGCUCCUGUAAUUUUAAAAGGACCUGAGAACGAGGUUCAUACAUAUGCGUUAUUCGAUGAAGGGUCCACUAUUACCAUGAUAGACAAAGAGUUAGCCUCAUUUUUGGGAGCAACAGGUCCAACUGAUCCUUUGAGAAUGUGCUGGACAAAUUCAAUUGUUAAUGAAGAGAACGAUUCUCAGAGGAUCAACUUAACUAUCAAAGGCAAAAAUGAAAAUAAAGAAUUUUUUAUGACGAACGUAAGAACUGUCAGCGAUCUGAAUUUACCAACUCAGACAAUUAGUUACGAGAAAUUCAUGAAAAAAUGGAAUUAUUUGCCACCAAUUAACCUUCCAGACUUAAUAGAUGCGCAACCAAAAAUAUUAAUCGGGCAAGACAAUAUUCAUUUAAUAAUUGCACGUGAGGUUAUAGAGGGUGGAAAAAAUUCACCAAUAUUGUCUCGUACUAAGCUUGGUUGGGUUGUUCAUGGCAAUAUGAUGCACCGUGGCCGUGUUGACAAUGCAUUCAUUUUACAUGUCGAUAGGGAUGAAGAAUUGCAUGAAUUAGUUAAAAUGUCUUCUGAAAUUGAUAGCCUUGGAGUGAAGAUGGAAGAGAAAAUAUCAGUAGAAGAAGCUAGAGCAAUGAAAAUAAUGGAAGAAACAGCUAAGAGAGUCGGAAAGAGAUGGGAGAUAGGCCUUCUAUGGAAAGAAGAUGAUGUUAAAAUGCCUCAGUCGAGGUCAGCAGCAGAAAAUCGUCUCAAAAUGAUGGAAAAGAAAUUAGCCCGGAAUCCAGUAUUUUCCAAGGAAUAUUUAAACAAAUUGAAUGAAUAUGAAGGCAAUGGGUUUGCAAGAAAGGUCAUAGAUAUGGAAAUACAGGAUGAAAAAUCAUGGUAUCUACCUCAUUUUGGAGUUGUGAAUCCCAAAAAGCCUGGAAAGGUAAGAUUAGUUUUUGAUGCUGCCUCUAAGGUAAAUGGUAUCAGUUUAAACGAAAAAUUAUUAAAAGGUCCUGAUUUUUUAAAUUCCUUACUGGGUGUACUCUUCAAGUUUAGACAAAAGAAAAUUGCAUUCACAGGAGACAUCAAAGACAUGUUCCACAGAGUAUACAUCAGAGAAGAAGAUAGAAAAUUUCAAAGAUUUUUGUGGUGGGGAGAAAAUGGACAAACGACGGAAUAUGAAAUGACAGUGAUGAUUUUCGGAGCAGCUUCUUCUCCAGCUUCUGCACAGUUCAUAAUGAGAAAAAACGCGAAAGAGUUUGAAGAAGAAUUUCCUGAAGCAGCAAGGGUAAUUUUAGAACAGCAUUAUAUGGAUGAUUAUUUAGAUAGUGUUGAUUCUGUAGAAGAGGCAUUAGAUUUAAUAACCGGUGUCGAAGAGGUUCAUAAGAGAGGUGGUUUCCAAAUAAGAAAUUGGACAAGUAACUCCAAAGAAGUUUUAAAGCUGAUUCCGAUAGAAAAAAGAACAAGGGAAUUGAAAGAUGUAGAAAUAGAGAAAGAGCUUCCAACAGAACGUGUUCUAGGACUUCACUGGAAUCCGAAUGAAGAUUGUUUUUUGUUCAAAGUCGAACCCAAGGAAAUUAUGAAAAUUUUAGAGAAGAAAGCAACAACUACCAAAAGAAAAAUGUUGAAAAUUGUAAUGUCAGUUUUUGACCCUCUUGGGUUUCUAUGUCACUUCACUGUCAAAGCAAGAAUUUUGUUACAAGAAAUUUGGAAAAUGGGUUCUGGAUGGGACGACAAAUUAGAACAUUCGGUAAAUGAAAAAUGGCUCAAAUGGUUGCAAGAUUUAAGAAAAAUUGAAGGUGUGAAAAUUCCUAGAUGCUAUUUGGAUGAUAAUACGGAACGUAAAAUACAAUUGCAUACGUUUUGUGAUUCCAGUUCGAAAGCAUACGCCGCAGUUUCGUAUUUUCGAAUUUUAUCAUAUCAAAAAAUUUAUUCCAAUAUCGUUAUGGCAAAAUCAAGAGUAAGUCCUCUGAAAACCUUAUCUAUCCCUAGAUUAGAACUUCAAGGGGCAGUGCUGGGAGCUCGUUUGGUUAGAACAAUAAGAGAAAAUCACAGUAUUCCUAUAAGUCGUCAGUAUUUUUGGACGGAUUCCCGGACAGUAAUCAGUUGGUUGAAAUCAGAUCCUCGCAAACUUAAGCCAUUUGUGAGUCAUAGAGUUAAUGAAAUAUUGGAUAUAUCUGAAGAGAAUGAAUGGAAUUGGAUUUCAACAAAGGAUAAUGUAGCAGAUGAAGCAACUAGGGAUAAUAUAAAUUGUGAAUGGUCGAAAUUAAGUAGGUGGAACAUUGGUCCAUCCUUUCUUAGAUGCGAUGAAGACACGUGGUUCAGAGAAAACGAAAUAGAGAUAGACAAAGGAGAAAAUGAAGAAAUGGAAGAAUUUUUCAGGGAAAUGAAAGAAGAAUACGUUGCUCUGACAACGGAAGGAGACAAUUCAAUUGAGUCUAUUCCGAAAAUUGAAAGGUUUUCAUCUUAUAUUCGACUCAUAAGGUCAACUGCCUGGUUGUUGAGAGCAAUUCAAGUUUUCAGAGGUACCAUAAUAUCGUUAUCUGAGUUAUUACCAGAUGAAGUAGACAGAGCUGAAAAAUUAUGGUUUAAACUUGUACAGGAAGCAUGUUUCAGGGAAGAAAUUCGAAGUUUAAAGAAUAAGAAGCCUGUCGAUAAAACGAGUAGACUUUAUAAAUUAUCGCCAAUGUUGGAUAGUGAAGGAAUUGUAAGGAUAAACGGAAGAAUAGGAGAAUCAGAAGAUAUCUGUUAUGAAACAAAAUUUCCAAUCAUUCUUGAUAGAAAGCAUUAUUUUACACGUCUUUUGAUCCUUCAUUAUCAUAAAAGAGCCAGUCAUCAGGGACAAGAGUUGGUUUUGAAUGAGUUACGACAGAAGUUUUGGAUUUUACAAGCUCGAGCUGCUGUCAGAAGUACAUGGAACUCUUGCUAUAGGUGCAGGAAUUUCAGAGCGAAACCCAUAGUCCCAGAAAUGUCUCCACUCCCAAAAUGCAGGGUAAGUGCCUUUGUAAGACCUUUUACUUUUACAGGUAUGGACUACUUUGGUCCAAUGAAUGUCACCAUUGGCCGUCGAUACGAAAAACGUUACGGGGUUUUAUUUACUUGUAUGAGUAUUCGAGCCAUCCACUUGGAGAUUGCAAAUUCUCUAACUACCGACUCCACCAUUAUGGCCAUCAGAAGAAUGAUUGGACGAAGAGGUUGUCCUAAAAAAAUAUUUGCUGAUAAUGGUACGAAUCUGAAGGGAGCCGAGAGAGAAAUAAAGAAGGCGUUGGAGGAAAUGAACGAAAAUCAGAUUUUAGCCGAAAUGACCACUAAGGGAAUCGAGUGGGUAAGGAUACCACCGCUUACACCACACAUGGGAGGUUGCUGGGAGAGGAUGGUGAGAUCCGUAAAAACGGCCCUAUCAGUCACUCUCAAAGAGAGAUCGCCAAAAGAAGAAGUUUUGUCUACACUUCUCAUCGAAGCUGAAAAUAUAGUAAAUAGUAGACCCUUAGUCCACGUUCCAAUAGAUGCCGCAGAUGGAGAAGCUUUGACGCCGAAUUAUUUCUUAUAG